AAUGGCAGGAAGAGAUGAUGGCCCUUCAUUUUAGGAUAUCCAAACCGACCAAAUACAAUUAUAAGUGCGUGAACAGAGGGUGGAUUAAUUGCAUGCAAUUGGUUCUUUCAGUCAACCAUAACCAAAGUAGCUUUUUUAGGGGUGUAAGGAUAUCCACUCUCAAGGAAUCCUUUUAUUAGAAGGCACCACAAGAGAUAAAAAUAAUAGAAAUGUAGUUUAUCUUCGGCAUGAUCUCUUUAUUAAGAAUUACAAGGCACAAAUAUCCUUCAAGUUUGGUAAUAAAGGGUGAUGGAUAAUGAAAACCAGAUUCCUCCCCUGGCUUUAGCUGUCAGCACAGGAGCCUUAAUAGGUUUGAACCCGAGAAUCUUUAACUUUUUCAAGGAAGGAGACGAUUAUCAUUUCAAGGAGCUCUUCUUGCUGCCAGUUGGAAUUAUUUAAUUGAAUCUUGGGUAAUGGUUGUUUUUGCUAUUUUUUGACAAUAUAAUUUCUUAGAACUCAUUUCCCAUUUGGUGAAGAUUUUUUUUGGUAUGUCCCAUUUGGUGAAGAUUGGUAUAGUGAUUCCAGCAUAGAAUUUGGUUGAUGCUUGGGGAUUUUCACAUUUCAGCCUGUCUUAAGAACUUUUGGAAAUGGUGCAAAACAUUAACGUUUGCUUCGCUUUGGGAUUGGACCAGGUUGGUUGACUCCCAACCAUCCAGUGCCUGCCAAUUUUUUUAUGAAUGACUUUCGAACAAUCAUUUGUUUGCUCAAUCAAUUCGGGUUUAAGAA
This is a messenger RNA of Rubroshorea leprosula, 765 nucleotides long. The record is from the annotation of a GenBank genome assembly. NCBI's taxonomy places the organism in Eukaryota, Viridiplantae, Streptophyta, Magnoliopsida, Malvales, Dipterocarpaceae.